This is a messenger RNA of Penicillium bovifimosum, 714 nucleotides long. RefSeq lists its product as uncharacterized. NCBI's taxonomy places the organism in Eukaryota, Fungi, Ascomycota, Eurotiomycetes, Eurotiales, Aspergillaceae. The transcript is spliced from 2 exons. The record is from RefSeq and is a predicted model, not a curated record. Bases 1 to 714 code for a protein of 237 amino acids.
AUGGCACCGAGCGUGGCCACUCUGGCCCUCAGCAAUACAUCCACAGCCCUUAAGAGUCCACGGGACCAGACCACAGAUCAGAAUGUCUCAAGUGUACCUCGACUGCUGCAUCACAGCCAUGUCACUACAGAAUUCGACCCGCUGAGAUUUGAAGCUGCAGCAUCCUUGCAAUUGAAACUGCCACUCGACAAGCAUUAUUCAGACGCAGAAACAGAUGUACGACUCAUCGCAUCCCCAUACAACGACAUUCCCCAUCUUCUGAAUAUAGCUGCACUGGAAACGCAAGACCGACUUUUCGCAUUAGCAUUGGCAUAUCUCAAACCUAUCCGUGACGACUAUGCCACCGCCGAAUAUACCGAGUCAUUCAACUGGACUGAGGUAUUUGAUUUGUUGAAAGCCUUCUCGCAAGCAGAGGACCAUACAUGGACAUCCCAGUCAUAUUAUGUUGUCAUUUUCCGGUCGAAGUUGCUCCCUGAUAUCGACUCAGAUCGUCUCUAUGAACUCGAUGCACAUUCGCAUCAAGAGGCGAUCGCUAGUGGGGGUAUUUGGCGUACUCGCAAUGAUGCCAGGCUUGGUGGCAGAGGACCUUGGCACGCUCAAGCAAGAGCUGCUGCUGCAGUGAUGUAUCAGCAGAUUGUUUUCACUACGUACAGAUUGCAUAUCCACGAUGGUGUACAGUACUGGAAGUUGAGUGAUUGGAAAGAAGAUGCAUAA